AUGAGAAAGUGGAAAGUGAUAGAACAAGACAAGAAAGCGAUAGUACAAGAUGAGAAAGCGAUAAAACAAGAGGAGAAAGCAAUAGCACAAGACGAGAAAGCGAUAGCACAAGACGAGAAGGUGAAAGUACAAGACGAGAAAGAAAAAGCAAAAGCACAAGAUGAGAAAGCAAUAGCACAAGACGAGAAAGUGAAAGUACAAGACGAGAAAGCGAUAGUACGAGAUGAGAAAGUGACAGCACAAGAAGAGAAAGCGAUAGCACAAGACGAGAAAGCGAUAGAACAAGGCGGGAAAUUGAUAGCACAAGACGAGAAAGCCAUAGAACAAGAUGAGAAAGCGACAGAAAAAGAUGAGAAAGCGAUAGUACAAGACGAGAAAGCGAUAGCACAAGACAAGAAAGCGAUAGAACAAGACAAGAAAGCGAUAGUACAAGACGAGAAAGCGAUAAAACAAGAGGAGAAAGCAAUAGCCCAAGACGAGAAAGCGAUAGCACAAGACGAGAAAGUGAAAGUACAAGACGAGAAAGUGAUAGUACAAGACGAGAAAGUGAUAAAACAAGAGGAGAAAGCGAUAGUACAAGACGAGAAAGCGAUAAAACAAGAGGAGAAAGCGAUUUUACAAGAUGUGAAAGUGAUAGAACAAGAUGAGAAAGCAACAGAACAAGAUGAGAAAGCGAUAGAACAAGACGAGAAAGCGAUAGCACAAGACAAGAAAGCGAUAGAACAAGACGAGAAAGCGAUAAUAUAAGACAAGAAAGCGAUAAAACAAGAGGAGAAAGCAAUAGCACAAGAGGAGAAAGUGAUAGCACCAGACGAGAAAGUGAUAGAACAAGAGGAGAAAGCGAUAGUACAAGAAGACAAAGCCAUAGCACAA
This is a messenger RNA of Haliotis rufescens (red abalone), 873 nucleotides long. Its product is annotated as golgin subfamily A member 6-like protein 6. NCBI's taxonomy places the organism in Eukaryota, Metazoa, Mollusca, Gastropoda, Lepetellida, Haliotidae. The record is from RefSeq and is a predicted model, not a curated record. The transcript is spliced from 3 exons. Bases 1 to 747 code for a protein of 248 amino acids.